Molecule: messenger RNA, 1232 nt
Organism: Xenopus tropicalis (tropical clawed frog)
Lineage: Eukaryota; Metazoa; Chordata; Amphibia; Anura; Pipidae
Gene: omp
Product: olfactory marker protein
Exons: 1
Coding region: 45-521 (158 amino acids)
Biological process (GO): signal transduction; sensory perception of smell
Source: RefSeq, marked provisional
CGCGGAGGCAAGCAGACGUAGAUCACUAGCCCGGCUGAGGAGCAAUGGCAUCUGAAACCUCAGAGAUGGAGCUUCCGUUCAACGACGAUGCUCAGCUCACCAAGUGCAUGCGUAUCCGAGUCCAGAGCCUCCAGCAGAAGAACGCCAAACCCCAAGAGGGCGAGAUGCUCCUCCGAGCCAACCAGUUCGUCUAUCGGCUGGAUUUCUCCAAGCAGAAGCUCAAAUUCCUGUGGUGGAAGGUCCAUUUGAAAACACCGGGGAAAGUCACGAUCACCGGCACCUCCCAGCACUGGACCCCGGAUCUCACCAACCUCAUGACCCGGCAGCUUCUGGAACCUUCCGCCGUCUUCUCCAAGAAAGACGCAAAGGACCCGGUGGAGUGCAACGAGGCCGAUGCCCAGGAGUUUGGGGAAAGGAUAGCGGAGUUGGCCAAAAUACGCAAAGUCAUGUACUUUGUCUUCACUUUCUCAGACGGCACCGACCCGUCCGCCAUCAAAUGUUCCAUUGGCCUCAGGGGCUGAGGUGAAUUUAAUGUGGGACAAAAACAUUGUGACUUGUGACUCCAACCACUUAUGUCCCAAUUAACUCUUCAUUAGAUGCCCAAUAAAGGAUGAAUAAUUCAAAUCCGGCCAAUGGACUUGGUCAUGCAGUGUAUGAAUAACGAUGAUCCACUUCCCACCGUAACGGUGCGGUUUCCAUCCUAAUUAUUAAUGAUGUUCUAGAUGUUCUAGGUUAUCUUAUUGCUUCAUUAUUGUAGAGGGUCAGGUGGGACCAAAUCAAAAGUAUAAACGUUCAGAUUAGUAGACAUGAACGGGACAGGUGAUAUUGUCUAUUUCCAGGUCAGUAGGUGAGACUGGGAGAACCUACCUCCCCUGUAGCCACCUAACCCCGAGCCUAACAGAAACUCCUCUGUUUAUGUAACUAAGGCAUUUACUCAAUGUUCAGAACUUUCCCUGGGUUGGGGAUCUGUUGUUGAGUUGUUGGCCAACCAGAAGGCUUGUUGCAUCUGUACCACCUCCCACUGAUCAGUGAAGAUAGAAUGAAUACUAUAGUAGGUCUAAUUGGUGGCCCCACCAUAUUGUAUCCUUUGUACCACAGCAGGAAUUGAAUUGGGUUCCGGUUCUGCCGACUAUUGGGCUUUAAUUGACUCACGUUAAUGGUUUUAUUAUAUUCACAGUGACACAUUCUAUUUAUCUGCUGCAAAAUAAAGUUUAUUUAAAGUUUAAGAACAA